AUGACGAAGCACGGGGCUGCAAGACCAACUCAUGUGAAGUGGAUUGUAGACAUCACCAUUGGCUAUGAGCACGGCAAGCCGCUGGAUAUACAGACCCUAACGUCAGGAUGGAGGGCGCCAUAUCCCACUACACUGCACUACAGACAUUUCCCAAGUUCCGAGGUGCCCCGUGACGAGCCGGGCCUGACCGAGUGGCUGUACGAGCGGUUUGCGGAGAAGGAGGAACUUCUGUCCCACUUCUACUCCACAGGCCGCUUCCCUGCAGGCACCGCACGGCCAGGGGUCAGAACGACAGAUGAAGCUGUGGAGAUAACGUUUAGCCCGUGGUGGAUGUUGUCCAUCCACCUCUUCUACUUGUGUUCCACUGCUCUGCAGUGGUAUGCUGUUAGCACUAUUCUACAACGGAUCUUGUAAUAGGAUGUUUUGAAAUUUGACAGAAUGUUGUCAAAGAGCAAGUGAGAGUAAAUGUAUGACAGCGGUAAUUGAGUAUAAAUAUGUACAUUGUACC
Molecule: messenger RNA, 508 nt
Organism: Branchiostoma belcheri (Belcher's lancelet)
Lineage: Eukaryota; Metazoa; Chordata; Leptocardii; Amphioxiformes; Branchiostomatidae
Product: acyl-CoA:lysophosphatidylglycerol acyltransferase 1-like
Exons: 4
Coding region: 1-414 (137 amino acids)
Cellular component (GO): endomembrane system
Molecular function (GO): acyltransferase activity
Source: RefSeq, a predicted model, not a curated record